Molecule: messenger RNA, 897 nt
Organism: Galeopterus variegatus (Sunda flying lemur)
Lineage: Eukaryota; Metazoa; Chordata; Mammalia; Dermoptera; Cynocephalidae
Molecular function (GO): peptide antigen binding
Source: RefSeq, a predicted model, not a curated record
AUGAAGAAAUCCUUGAGAGUUUUACUAGUGAUCCUGUGGUUUCAAUUAAGCUGUGUGAGGAGCCAACAAAAGGAGGUGGAGCAGAAUCCUGAAUCCCUCAGUGUUCCAGAGCGAGCCACUGCCCCUCUCAAUGUGUGUGCUUACAGUGACCGUGCUUCUCAGUCCUUACUGUGGUACAUGCAGUAUUGUGGGAAAGGCCCCGAGGUGGUGAUGUCCUCAUACUCCAAUGGUGACAAAGAAGGAAGAUUUACAGUGCAGCUCAAUAAAGCCAGCCUAUAUGUCUCCCUGCUCAUCAGAGACUCCCAGCCCAGUGACUCAGCCACCUAUCUUUGUGCAGACACCUGCCAUCUAUACCUAAACCUGCUGGGGCCCCAGUACAUCCAGUACCCAAAACAAGGCCCCCAGUUACUCCUGAAACACAUCUCAGGAGAGAGCAUCAAAGGUUUCACGGCUGAACUUAACAAGGAUGAGGCAUCCUUCCAUCAGAAGAAACUAACAGCUCAUGAAGAAGAGUCAGCCAUGUGCUCUGAGUGGCAGAUGACUUAUGAAGCCCAAAAUGGCCACAUGGCAGUUUCAUCUUCCACUUCAGUGGAACCAUUGUUGUGUCUCCUGGUGGAAGCAUUUCUCCUUUUAAAGAAUAAGACCUCCAAAGCAACACAGCUCAAAGUUGCAAAUACGGGAAGCAAAAAUUGUGCUAAUGGGUUACUGGUAAGAAACCUGAGACUCUUGGGGGCCAAAGGACUAGAUGUAUACUCAGUAAAGAGAACUUUUUUGACUGAGGAACCUGGUGCCAUUUCAGGCCCCAGAGCUGAGUCUUCUGUGAUCCCAACAAGGAAGAAGAAUGGAGAACCUCCUGGGGAGGGCUUUGGUGAUUCUGUGGCUGCAAUUGGCCAGUGA